AUGGGAUUUUCAAGCGAACUUGUGUGCAUAACCCGAUUUAAUGUGUCAGUGAGGCGGCGGUGCGCUGUCUGGAAUCAAUCGAUAUUGCUGUCGUUCGUUCGGUCCGCUCGCACCCCCAUCCCUCAACGGACGGGUCAUCUCGACACAAUUGCGCUGCUGCGCACUGCAUUUUGCUAUGAAUAUCACUCAUUCCUGGAUGAGAUCGUAGUGAUCCAUUGCUUGAUAGAUGAAAGUACUGUGUCUGCGAACAAUUCGUACUGGGGUGACGAAAAACACGCGGACGCAGUGUACGCCGUUUAUCUGAAAAAGGUCAGAUAUGUUCCUCCUCCAGGUUACGACGGUGUACCGAGGUACCGUGCCAUCGAUCCGGACCGUCCUCAACUUCAAUGUCCGUGCCCAGGAUCAGAUCAUCUCCAAUGGGAAAGUGUGAAGGAGCGUGUGAUAAAAGCCGGUACCAUGGAAAAGCUUGUGGAAUGCCUCGUGGGUGCAGAUGGCACAAUGGAUUCUCGACAUUUCAACGUAUUUUUUGCCACAUAUAGAGCAUUUGCGGAACCUAUGAAUGUGCUAGAUAGAUUACUUCGUCGCUAUGAGUCACUUGAAAAUGAGGUGAACUCGAGUACAUCCGCUCUUGUUAUACAAAAUUCUAUCCGAUCAAUAUUGAUCUGCUGGUUGGACAUGUAUCCGGAGGAUUUUUACGAUCCCGAAUGCGAUUUCUCUAUGCUUACGAACAUACUGGAUUUUGGGCAACGCAGCAAGUUAUCCGACUUACGAGCUAAGUCAAGAAAGCUACUGGAACGCUUCAAGCAUGUUCAGGAAGAAGGCGGCAUGAUAGCCGCUCUUCCAUCCCUAGAUCAGCUUGCUUAUGCUUUUGGUUACGAUGCUUCUGAAUAUUCGAAAAAUCCGCAGGAGAGAGUGAAGAUGUUCGACGUGGGGAGCGAAAAUUGUGUCCAGAUUGCAGAGCAAUUAACAUUUUGGGAUGCGGAACUCUUCCGUGAACUCAUCAUCCAUCAAUGUCAAGGAUGUGUAUGGUCAAAAAGGCAUAGGUUACCAAAUGAAAAGGUGUACACAGUGAAAGCAACCAUUGAUCAGUUCAAUGCAGUCUCACAACGGGUCAUGACGAGUAUCGUUCUGCCAGACUGUCGACCUGAUUUUCGGGCCAAGAUAAUCGCCAAAUGGAUCGAUAUUGCGAGAGAACUCCGAGCUCUGAAGAACUUCUCGUCGUUGAAAGCGGUCUUGUCGAGCCUUCAGUCUGAACCAGUGCAUCGCUUGAAAUCUGUGUGGGCCCUUGUUCCGAGUCGAUCUAUGGCGCAGUUCCGCGAUCUGUCAGCAAUUUACGACAUGGACGAGGAGGGUGACGAACGGAACGCUCGACGAAUACUGGAGCAGGAAGGAACAGCCAAAAGUUCACCACUCAGACGUCCCCAACUCGUUCAGAACUGUCGGCGAACAAAGAGUGAUGUAAAUUUAGCGGAAUGUCAGGGCACGGUGCCGUAUUUGGGCUCGUUCCUUACGGAUUUAACAAUGAUAGAUCAAUGCACUCAGGAUUUUACUGAAGAUGGAUUGAUCAACUUCGAGAAACGUCGUAAGGAAUUUGAAGUGCUGGCAAAGCUUCGACUUUUCCAGUCAGCUGCUCGUGCUUAUCACAUACCCAUGGAUCGCGUGUUCUGUGCAUGGUUUCACUUUUUACCGUGCUUAUCCGAGAAGGAGUGUUUCAAUCGUUCUUUGGAAGUCGAACAGCCAACGGUAGUUUCAACGCCCGAUCUUAAUUCGCGUCACAACACAUCACAAUCCAAUGGAAACUCCAAUGUAUUGGCAAAAAGCAACACACUCGCUCGUCUAUUCAAUUCGUCGAAACUUAGUGAAGAUGGGAAUGCGAAUGUUUCGCAUUCGCAUUCGCACUCUCAUUCGCAUUCUCAAUCCAGCUAUGCCGAUCCAGUCGUCGAAUCUACCUUAGCCGCUAUAUCCCCGAUGGCUGUCCGACUCUCGAGUGACAGUUGCACCAAUUAUGAAGAAUGGAUCGACGGUCGUGUUGAUGGAGGACCUCCUGGACCCGUGUCGCUUUCACGGACGAUGUCUCGGACAGCGCCAGGUGUUCAAUCAUUUACAGCACCGUCAACGCCUGCAAGCUCAGUGUCCUACAAAGGUGGAAGGUCUACAUUUUAUCAGCAACGUAUCGGAUGCGAAUUCUCACCUCUUGAUGUGUUUCCUCACAAAAGAGCGUACAGUGGUGACUCAACGCAGGAACUGGAAGCCUCUAUUUCCGCAACUAUUCCGGAGUGUUCGAGAGUGUGUUCUGAACAUUCACGUAUGGACUGUUUUGACACACCUAGCUGCAGUGCUUCCGUGCCAGAUCAUAUCAAACGAGGAUUGCAUCAGAGUGAUGCAUCCACCUGCUCAUCAUCCUCAUACCAGUCCUCUGGACCUCAAGCAGAUAGUGGAUCUUUUCAUCUAGCUCGAGUAGGGCUCGAUGAUGAAUGUCAAUCAUCUGUAGGUUGUGCGAAUUACAAGUGCAUUAAAGUAAAAAACGGUGAUCGUAUGAACGAAUUAAUAACCAGAGCACUAGAGAAACACCUUAUAGAGAGCCAAGAAGAUGAAUACUGCCUUGUGCAAUUGCUUCCAAAUGGAGGCGAAUUUCAACUUCCGGAUAAAUGUAAUCCGUACUAUGCAGUAGCACCAGAUCCUUCGUCUCCUAUGCUGAACCUUUUAUUACGAAAACGCAAAGAUGGCGCAAAAGGUGACGGAUCAUCGCCACAGGUUGGUCCUGCAACGAAAAAGCUCAACAAAAUGAAAAGAUCGAAUCUUCUAAGAUGGAGCAGCGGAUAUCUAUAA
This is a messenger RNA of Necator americanus (New World hookworm), 2829 nucleotides long. RefSeq lists its product as uncharacterized. Gene Ontology annotation, biological process: Ras protein signal transduction; positive regulation of GTPase activity. The record is from RefSeq and is a predicted model, not a curated record. Gene Ontology annotation, molecular function: guanyl-nucleotide exchange factor activity. The transcript has 26 exons. The coding region runs from base 1 to 2829 and encodes 942 amino acids. Lineage: Eukaryota; Metazoa; Nematoda; Chromadorea; Rhabditida; Ancylostomatidae. Gene Ontology annotation, cellular component: plasma membrane.